Brugia pahangi is the source of this 1026-nucleotide messenger RNA. Lineage: Eukaryota; Metazoa; Nematoda; Chromadorea; Rhabditida; Onchocercidae. The record is from the annotation of a GenBank genome assembly.
AUGCUAUCAUUGAUAGUUGUAAUCAUUUGUACAUAUUGGUCAAAUUUAAUUGCUCAACAACAACAACAGGAUAAUAUUAACUUGAACAAUAAUUAUCCCAUUGCGCAGUUAUUGUCGCAGGAACAAUCAAAUAAUAAUAUUAGUGCAGCAGUAAAUAUUUACCCAACACGUCAUUCAACUAUGAAUAGCAAACAAAUUACCGAAUUAAAAACUAGGAUGCGUAAUUUACCGGUAUAUUAUCACAACCAACAACAAAAACAAAAACAACAACAACAACAGAAUAAACAACAACAGAACAAAGAACAAAUUUUAAUGAAAAUGUAUACUACACAUUUGAUUGAUCAAUCAUCAUCACCACAACAGAUCAUUUCUGGACAAAUAACGCCAUUAUUGCAACAAUUUGCGCCUAAUAUGCAACAGCAAUUUCCGCCUAAUGCGCAAGAACAACAACAACAGUUUCCGCUUAAUGUACAGCAAUAUAUUUCAACAAGCAAUCAAUCAAUUAUCAUUCAACCAUCACCUAAUUCUCAAAGUUUACCAUACAAAAAUAUCACCAAUCAACAAUCAUUAACUUCAAAUAUUAUUGAACAGGAAAAAUUUGAUCAACUUUUUCCACUCUGGAAUACCUAUCAAUCAAUUAUCACUACUGAUCAAUCAUUAUCAAAUGCUGAACGACGUCUAAAGAAAUGUUGCUCUAGGUUAAAUGAAGCAGAUACAGAAUGCAAGAAACAUUUUUGUGGGUUUGAUGCAUUAGAACCUCGAACGAUUCUUAUUUAUUUAUUAAUUUGUCAAUCACGUGGUCCAACAGUUGGUCAAAUGUGGGAUUGUGCUUCAUCAAGACAAAAUCAUACUGCUUGUUGUAUUAGAAAAGGAGUUCGACCAGCAUGUCAAAUUUAUUGUGAAACAACUAAUGGAGUACCAACUGAUUACAGUAAAUAUUUGUUCUGCUUAAGUAAUUUCCGUCAAAUACGUGACUGUUUCCGUGAACACUUAGAAACGAAUCAUAAUUUGUACGGUGAUUGGUAA